GAGCAGCUUGAUCUGUAUCUCAACAACAAGACCGGCCGUCUAGCAACGUCAGGAGCCAGUUCUGGCCUGCUGUCACUGCCGCAACUUGCGUCAACGCUUUACACGAGCGGUACAGCCCUCCAGACCAACUUCGUAGGCCCCGCCGAACAGUACGCCCUCAUUGCGAGGGGUCUCGCAACCGGCGAGGUCGCGCAGGAGCUGAUCAUCGAGGGAGGCAUCUCGCCCCAGUUCUCCAACGACUCGACGCUCUUAUUCAGGGCCUCCACUCCGGGCAACUUCAUCUCCGUGCUCGGCGUCCUGCAGCAUCCGUUCUCGCGUGGAUCAGUGCACAUUCGCUCCCGUGAUGCGACGAUGCAUCCCGAGGUCGACCCGCGCUAUCUCUCGCACCCCGCCGAUCUCCAGCUUCUCAAGAUUAUUGCCCUGCACCUCCAGGCCGUGGCGAAGACGCCGCCGCUGAGCGCGCUGCUGCAGGGAGGCGGCACGGUGUACCAGCCGGGCUACCACCGGCUCACGGCCGAAAAUGUGGAGAGAUGGAUCCGCGCCGCGGCGCAGAGCGAGUACCAUCCGUGCGGGACCGCGGCGAUGCUGCCUAGGGCCAAGGGCGGCGUGGUGGAUGAGCGGUUCCGGGUGUACGGAGUUAGCAACCUGCGUGUCGUCGACGCGAGCGUGUUCCCGCUGAUCCCUCGAGCAAAUACGCAGAGCCUGGUGUACGCUAUUGCUGAGAGGGCGGCAGAGUUCAUCAAGCGGGCUGCUUAG
Messenger RNA from Verticillium nonalfalfae, 756 nucleotides. RefSeq lists its product as uncharacterized. NCBI's taxonomy places the organism in Eukaryota, Fungi, Ascomycota, Sordariomycetes, Glomerellales, Plectosphaerellaceae. The annotation marks the transcript as partial. The record is from RefSeq and is a predicted model, not a curated record. The transcript has a single exon. Gene Ontology annotation, molecular function: oxidoreductase activity, acting on CH-OH group of donors; flavin adenine dinucleotide binding.